This is a messenger RNA of Culex quinquefasciatus (southern house mosquito), 4534 nucleotides long. RefSeq lists its product as uncharacterized. Lineage: Eukaryota; Metazoa; Arthropoda; Insecta; Diptera; Culicidae. The record is from RefSeq and is a predicted model, not a curated record. The transcript has 2 exons. The coding region runs from base 2635 to 3336 and encodes 233 amino acids.
UGGCUUUUAUAGGCCUAGGAUAACAUGUCUACAAAGUUUCAUUGAAAUCGGAGAGGGUCGGGUACAAAAGUACCAGAAAAAUUCCUGAUUUGAGAUGGAAUUGCUCCAUAGGUACUUCGAGUACCGCAGGAAUAAAAUAGACCCACCAAGCGGUCCAUUAGCUUCUUGUCCAGUAACUCCGAUACCCUGGCCUCCCCCGCGGCGCUAGCCGGGGAUACUAGUAACCAUUGGAGAGAUUUGUUUAUUUGUUUAUUUGUUUAUUUGAAUCAUCCGACAACUUGUGGUCUUAAUGAUAAAACUUAACUUAACUAAAGACAAAUGCUAACAACAUGAAACACAAAAACAGAUUAAAGCUGGUGAGAGUACCAGAGUCGGGCUCGUUGUUGAAACUGCGGGGUGGAGAUGCUGGGAUCGUACAGGUGGGAAAAUACGUUGAAUCGGCUACACAUGAAACGAACUGGUUCGUGCUGUUCAUAAUUGGUGUUGCGGUGAGCAAGUUGUAGAUAUUGGCGUUGACGAAGUGGCCGAGUAGGUGUGUAGAUUUGAAUUUGAGCGCGAAUCCAAGGAGUGUCAACUUCACUGGCCAGUACUUUGGCAACAAACGUUGCUUGUGAGACGUGCCGCCUCCGCUCUAGAGUCUCUAGCUGCAAGACACGACAACGUUUUUCGUACGUGUUCCAACCGGCAGGAUUCCUUGCACGGCGAAGGGCAAGCCGGGUGAAUUUUCGCUGAACUGAUUCGAUUUUAGCAGUCCAAGAUGGAUCUUACCAGCGCGCAGUAUAAUGAACGUAAGCACGCGACAUCUCGGAAGUCAUCAGCGAACCUAAAGAUGCAUCCAAGCUGUCGAUUGGCUCUGGACACGAUGUCAUGGAGGUGGAUAGUGAAACACAAUUUGCUAUCAAGGGUAACGCCCAGGUCACGUACUUGGGUUACCCGAGCAAGAGUGUUUCCGGCGAUGGCAUAGUCGAAGACCACGGGUUUGAGUUUACGGUGGAAAGAGAUUGUGCUACACUUUUCUAUGCUGAUCGUCAGGAAGUUACGCACGCACCAUUCGUUAAAGUGGUUUAACUGUCUUUGCAGAGCUGAGCAGUUCAAAACGCUUCUAACAACGGUUAAGAUUUUGACAUCAUCAGCGUAAAACAACCGGCACCCUUCGCUUAGCAGCAUCGACAGUUCGUUGGCGAAAAGUAUGAACAGUAACGGACCUAAAUUACUGCCUUGAGGAACGCCAGAGAGACUUAUGAACAUGUCUGACUCAGAGUUCCCUAUCUUGACUCGCAGAAUCCGGUUGGUGAGGUAAGACUUCAGCCAACGAACGAGACUGGCGGAGACUCCGAGUCUUUCCAGUCGUUUUAGCAAAACUCCGUGGUCAACCCGAUCGAACGCCGCCUUCAAGUCUGUGUACACUGCGUCGACUUGAGCUCCAGCAUCCAUUUCUUGAAGACAAUGUGACACGAAUUGAGCAAGAUUCGUGACAACAGAGCGUUUAGGGUAGAAGCCAUGCUGAUCCGUGGAAAUGUAGUUUUUGCAAGAGUCAAACAGAACAUUAUUGACCAGAAUUUCGAAGACCUUCGAACAAGCCGAGAGAGAGGUGAUUCCACGGUAAUUUUUGACGCUGCUUUUGUCACCUUUCUUGUGCACAGGGAACAUAAAAGAGGCUUUCCACUUAUCCGGGAAGGUGCUUUGCCGCAAAGAUAGGUUGAACAGGCAGGUCAAGGGGGAAAGGAGUGCACCAGAACAUCGUUUGAUAACCGAAGAGGGAAUUCCGUCGGGACCGGGCGAAUAGGAGAGUUUGAGCUUGUUAAUAGCAGCAGAUACUUGGCAAUUCGCAACUUCCAUGAGGGAACACUCGAUAGCAUUGAUGGGAGUGUUCCUUGUGGCUUCGAUAAUUUCCGCCUCCGAAGCGAACCUGGAAUUGAACGCGUCCUUGAAGUGGGCAGCAAACAGGGCACAUUUCUCCUCUGAAGUCGCAGCAGCAACAUCGUCCAGGUAUAAUGUGGGUGGCAGACCGUCCGCUUUUCUUUUUGAGUUCACGAAUGACCAAAAGUUCUUAGGAUUUCUCCGGAGAUCACACUGCGUCCUUAUGACGUAUCGCCUGUAGAGGGUGCGGUUGUACCCCCGGUAUCUUUUGCUGGCAAGGUUGAAUUUGGAUUUGAAGAAAGGCGAGCGGUGAUUGCUGAAUUCUUGAAGAGCAGCUGUUUUGAGUCGGUUUAGUUUCCGUAGAUCGGGUAAACAAACCCCGGUGGGAACUCUGGUAGUAUGCUGACAGGGAAGGGGAGCUCCAUCCUCUUCGGAGAGUGUAGCUAUGCCGUUAGGCCUGGUGAGAAAAGCCCCCGUUUCGGUGUCGAAAGAAAACCGGAGCUGGGUCUCGGUAGCUUCAGAGUGGCAGCCCCACCGCGAGACUAGGUAUUCGCAGCUCCAAUCCAGCUGCAUAACGAAAAUCACAUCAUUACGAACAAUCAAGAAGGAAUAAGGAUCCGGAACAAACGGCAUAGACCUAGGCACGAAAAGGACACCGAUUGUAUACUCGGAACAUUUAACUGCAGAUCGCUACGUUUCGAUGGGUACGCUCUGUUGAACGAGCUCAAACCCCGCAAAUUCGAUGUUGUAGCACUGUGCUGGAAGGGAGCGAAGAUGUGGGAGGAUGAUGCUUUGGAGCUCACCAUGUAUAAGAGCGGUGGAGCCGAAAACAAGCUGGGAACCGGCUUCAUAGUGUUGGGUCGUGUGAUAGAUUGGGAGCCGAUCGACGACCGGAUGUCUAGGUUGAGGAUUAAGGGCCGUUUCUUCAGCUGUCACAUAUUCAACGUACAUUGCCCAUAUGAGGAAUCAUCCGAUGCCGAGAAGGAAGCGUUCUACGCGAAGCUGGAGCAGAAGUUUGACAGCUGCCCGCAGAGGGACGUCAAGAUCGUCAUCGGAGAUAUGAACGCCUGCAAAGGAAGGGAGGAGAUGAACAAGCCGGUGAUCGGUCCGAACAGCCUGCACAUCGUCACGAACGACAACGGCCAGCGGUGCAUCAACUUCGCAGCCUCCCGCGGUAUGGUGGUACGGAGCACAUUCUUCCCCCGGAAAGACAUCCACAAAGUCACCUGGACAUCGCCUAACCAACAAACAAAAACACAAAUCGACCACGUCUUCAUCGACAGCCCAUUCUUCUCGGACAUACGGAACAUCCCUACCGCGGUGGUACGGACAUCCACUCAGACCACUACCUGGUGGGUGCAAGCAUGCACUCAAAACUGUCGACGACGUACCACCGACGUCGGAGGCUCCCACCGCCGUUCAACACCGAGCGGCUGCAGGACACGGCUGUGGCUCAGCACUACGUGCAGCAGCUAGAAGCGAGCCUGCCAAUGGAGGAGGAACUCGGCGCUGCCUCGCUCAACGAUGGAUGGAGCAGAAUAUGCUCGGCCAUCGGCAGUGCCGCUGAAGCCGCGCUAGGUAAUACGGUCCGAGUUGGAAAGCAGCGCUGGUUCGACGAGGAGUGCCAGCGGCUACUUGACGAAGUAGCAGCUUAUGCUGUGAAGCUGAGAGCCGCAACUGAGGAGAACGUGGCCAGAUACAAACAAGCGCUGAAACAGUAGAGAACGGUCAUCAAGCUCAAGAAGCGCCAGCUGGAAGAUCGUGAUCGCGCCGAAAUGGAGAAGCUGUUCCGACAGAACGAGACGCGAAAGUUCUACGAGAAGGUUAACCAGUCCUGAAAAGGCUAUGCGCCGCAAGCCAACACUGGUCGGGUCCCCGAGGGGUACGGGUGGCAGCAGUUCUUCAAAGACCACCUUUACGGCGAUGUAGCGCAUGGAGACGGCUUUGAAGCCCAACUUGGACCGCUGACCAACAGUUCCCGGCACCUGAUCUGGAGACGGUGAAGAAGGAGAUCAGUCAGCUGAAGAACAACAGGGCCGCCGGUGAAGAUCGGUUACCCGGUGAGCUCAUAAAAUAUUGAAGAGAGCAGUUGGCGUACGCGCGGAGGUUCGUGGGCCCCUAUCAAGCGGGUUUUACUGGCGCUCGGGCCACCACGGACCAAAUUUUCUCGCUCCGGCAGAUCCUCGAGAAAUGCCGUGAGUACAACAUGCCCACACAUCUCAUCUUCAUCGAUUUCAAGGCAACGUACGAUACAGUCGACCACGAAUAGUCAAGACACGGUCAAAACGCCUUUUUAAGUUUUCAUCUGGUUCUUGAAAGGCCAACUAUCCCUCUUUCAUUUGCAUCUAAGACACUUAAAAUCGGCUGAAAUGGAGCGGAGUUAUUAUUUUUUUUUGAAAAAAAUGUGGUUUUGCGAAAAUUUACGAAAAUUGACACUUAUGGGACCACCCUAGCAAUGUGUAGGUCACCCUAAUGGCCAAACAAAAAAAAAUACGGUACUUAUUAUUUUGGCCAAAGAACCCCCCUUUUUUGUAGGGAAUUCCUGUAGGUAUAUAUAGGAUAUUUUGUCCCAAGACCUUCAAAACAGCAUUUCUAGAGUUUUUUUUUAAAGGUCCUAUAAGCUAUUGUGUUUUACAUGUUUAUAGGACUCAAUAAAAAAAUAGUCUAGAAUUUA